Lepidothrix coronata (blue-crowned manakin) is the source of this 960-nucleotide messenger RNA. Its product is annotated as histo-blood group ABO system transferase-like. Gene Ontology annotation, cellular component: Golgi apparatus; membrane; vesicle. The record is from RefSeq and is a predicted model, not a curated record. Gene Ontology annotation, biological process: carbohydrate metabolic process. Lineage: Eukaryota; Metazoa; Chordata; Aves; Passeriformes; Pipridae. Gene Ontology annotation, molecular function: hexosyltransferase activity.
AUGAUUAACUCAGAGGCAGGCAUCUGUGCUGAAGAAGCUUAUGUUUGUCUUCAUGAAUUUCCUUGGCCAUCUAAACACUACCUUCAUUCUCAAACUCCUUGCAGGAGGUGGGAUGUACUGGUGUUGACACCAUGGUUGGCUCCAGUUGUCUGGGAAAGCACAUUCAGUAGAGACAUCCUGAAUGCUCAGUAUAUGCAGAAGAACCUGGUCACUGGAGUGGUCACUUUUGCUGUUAGAAAAUAUGUCCAGUUCAUAGAAGGGUUCAUAAGAUCUGCCAACAAGUACUUCCUUGCUGGGCACCAGGUGAAUUUCUACUUGUUUACAGACAAUCCUGAGAAGAUCUCUCACCCUCAGAUGGCCCCUGAGAAUCACCUGUUUGUCAUCCCUGUCCACAAUCACUCAAGGUGGCAGGACGUCUCCACAAGUUGUAAGGAUAUCGUCAAUACAUAUAUCCACAGCCAAUUCCAGUAUGAGGUUGACUAUCUCUACUCCAUAGAUAUUGAUGUCCAGCUACUGGCACACAUUGGUGUGGAGAUCAUUGAUACACUGGUGGGAACCCUCAGCUCUUGGCAGUUCACCACACAUCAUGAGAACAAAGCCUAUGAGACGCGCCCUGAGCCAUAAGCUGCAAUCCCUAAGGGAGAAGGGGACUUCUACUAUACAUCAAGCUUCUAUGGGGGAAGCGUGUCCGAGAUAUACAAACUGACAAGAGACUGUUUUAAAGGGAUCAUGGAAGACAGAGAAAAUGGCAUUGAAGCUAGGUGGCAUGAUGAGAGUCAUCUCAACAAGUAUCUCCUGUACCACAAGCCCACGCGCCUGCUCUCCCCAGAGUACUACUGGGAUGCAGAGCUAAACUCAGCCAUCAUCCAGGUGAAAAGGAUGUGCUCUGUGCACAAGGAUAGCUAGAAACAAGCUUCUGAAACAAAGAAAGCAAGUCUUUCCUCUCUACAACCCCAUUGA